Messenger RNA from Rotaria socialis, 1698 nucleotides. Lineage: Eukaryota; Metazoa; Rotifera; Eurotatoria; Philodinida; Philodinidae. The record is from the annotation of a GenBank genome assembly.
AUGAGUGCUGAAUUAACAUCAUUACUUGGUGAUGAAUGGUAUGCUGUUUAUGCAUCGAUGACAUCACAUGUUAAUACUGUUGGAUUAUUUUCUCCAAUUUCAUAUUUUCGGUAUAAUUUACGUGGUGAAUCAUUAUCUCGUUCAACUAUUGAAUUAGUGUGGCAACCACCAUCGAAACCUAAUGAACCAAUAACAACUUAUUUAGUUUAUUAUGCACCUAUUGAUGAUCGUUUACCAGUAAAUAAUUCCAAAUUACUUUGUUUAAUGAAAGAUCGUUGGCGAUCAGAAGAAAGUGUUUCAAUGGAUAAUUUAAAUCUAAAUAAUCAAUCAACACGAUGUUCAAGACCAAAAAAUCGUUUAACUGAUACAAUUACAAAUAAUGAUGAUGAAACAGAUGAAGAAAUUGAACAAAAUACUGAUCCAUUAUUUAUUCGUUCAGAACUUAAAGAUACGAUCAUCAAUGAUUUAGAUCAUUAUUUUGAAGAUAAAAGUAGUACUUUUAAUGAUCAAUAUAAAUCUAAUUCUGAAGAACAACCUGUUGUCGAACAUAAACCAUAUAUUAAUGAAUAUAAUCGUUCAAUAUCAGAUACAAGAGUACUUAUUGAAGUAGAUGUACCACUUUUACCUCGUACAACAUAUCGUUUAAGAAUAAUAACGUAUACAAUUGCUCGAUUAAAUAAUGAAUAUGAAGAUCGAGAAAAAAUAAAUGAUGAUUCGCAUUCAUUCAAUACAGCAAAUUUAUUUGUUGAAUUAGUUUUUACAACAAAAGAUUUUCCAAAUAAUGAAUUAACACGACAAAAUCGUUUAAUAUUAUUUAUAUUAAUCAUUGGUUCAAUUAUACUUUUAUUAAUCAUCAUUAUCGGUGCACAAUUUUAUUAUUAUAAAUAUAGUCGAGGAGAUAAUAAAGCUUCUAUAUCAAAAAAUCCAAAUUAUGGUUUAAUAAAUACAUCUGAUCAAUGGGAAAUUGAUCAAGAUUCAGUUACAAUUGAUAAACUUAUCGGUCAAGGUCAUUUCGGACAAAUUUAUCAAGGUGUUUUAAAAUUACCAGAUGGAACAUUGAAACCCUGUGCUAUUAAACUUCGAACAACACAUCCAACUGAUUUAUUACAAGAAGCAUCAAUAAUGAAAUUAGUUAAAAUAAAUCUCUUUUUAAUAAUUUAUCUUUUAUUUUCUAGACAAUUUCAAUGUCAUCAUGUUAUACAAUUAUAUGGUAUAUGUUCUCCUAUCUGUUCUCCAUAUGUUGUUAUGGAAUUAAUGGAAAAUGGUGAUUUAAAAAAUUAUCUUUAUCGUCAUCGACAAGGUGAAAUAAAUUCAAAUGGUGCAAGAUUACUUGAAUCAGCAAUGAUUCAAUUAGCAUUGGAUAUUGCUGAUGGAAUGUCAUUUGAUGUUCUUUUAUGGGAAAUCGCAACAUUAGGUGAACAACCGUAUCAAGGUUAUGGUAAUGAAGAAGUUGUACAUUAUGUUCUUUAUGGAAAUAUAACUCUUGAACGUGCACAAAAUUGUCCUGAGAUUUUACAUAAAUUAAUACUUCCUUAUGAAAACGAAGAUUUUCGUUUACAUGCAUAUUAUCAUACACAACCAAGUCUAAGCCAACCGAAAGUAUCAAUUGAUAAUACUCGUAAUGAUGAAGAAGAUCUAUUAUUAGGUGAUGAUGAUGAUAGUGGACAUCAUUUUAAAAAAAGCAAAAUGAAUCUCUAA